Molecule: messenger RNA, 1533 nt
Organism: Penicillium soppii
Lineage: Eukaryota; Fungi; Ascomycota; Eurotiomycetes; Eurotiales; Aspergillaceae
Exons: 4
Coding region: 1-1533 (510 amino acids)
Biological process (GO): DNA-templated transcription; regulation of transcription by RNA polymerase II
Cellular component (GO): chromatin
Molecular function (GO): zinc ion binding; RNA polymerase II cis-regulatory region sequence-specific DNA binding; DNA-binding transcription factor activity, RNA polymerase II-specific
Source: RefSeq, a predicted model, not a curated record
AUGGUGGCACCGACAGCUUCACAGAAAACUUUCGACUUCCGCCGCCUUAGCUUAGAGGAAGCACAAAGCAGCAACCGGUCGGAAUUUGGCGCCGGCUUUGUCAACUCCGACCCGGCCACGCCGCAAUUUUUCCAAGACACAUUUUUGGACUUCUUCAAUGGCCCUUUUGGUGAUGGACAGAAGCCCAUGGACGAUCCCUACAAUACCGGUGACCUGACCUACCAGACCGUCAUGCCUCAAGGGCAAACCACGAAUCUCGCAUUGCCCGCAGAUCAGUCUGUCUUCGAACCGGAGCGGCCGUUCGCAAGGGCUUUAAUACAGUCAAUAUUGGCAAGAGCGUGGCAGGUCCCGCUCGAUCCCAAAGCGCAGCAAGAAAUUUCUGCCAAUUUGAAUUUCAUAUUGACGACCGGCCGUAUACGACAGUUUAUCUCUCUUUAUUUCAAAUGCUGGCAACCCAGCUGUGCAAUGCUUCAUGUACCCUCCUUUGAUCCUGAGACUGUUCCCCUGCCAUUGCUAGCAGCGGUAGCUUUCAUGGGUGCAAUGUACAGCAGUGAUCAGCGGGAAACAUGUGUUGCCAAGAGAGUGUUAGACUUUGCAGAGCUCUUCGUGUUCUCGAGCGAUGUGUUUUCGGCUGAAAGCGAAGUCAGCAUUGUAUUCUCGGGUGGGCGGUGCUACAAGGAUGAGACAACCGAUUGGGUGAAAUUCCAAAACUGCCAGGCCGGUUUUAUCAUACUGUUGGCUCAAUACUGGGCAGGAAGCCGCGUUUCUAGGAAUCGGGCCAUGGAAAAUAGGUUCAGCGAAGUUGUCAAAGUCGCACGGAGGAUGGAGCUUGUUAAAGCCCGUCAUCUUCCAGACGAUCAAGGGCAUGAGCACUUGUGGAUCCAAAAAGAGUGUCGAGUUCGGACUGCUUCCAUCAUUUCAUUGCUUGAUUGUGCAUUCUUCUUUUAUCAAAACUAUCCAUGCCGCCUGACCCAAUCAGAGAUGGAAUGUGAUUUACCAAGUGAUGAAUCUGUAUUCUUCUCUGAACAUCCGUUCGCAGAGCCCAAGUUUUGCUUUUCGCGCGAGCUCACAAUCACCGCGGCUUUCGAAAAUUUGUUAGAAGAGACCGAGCUCAAACCCAUGGAUCUUACCGCGUUGGAUAUGUUUAUAUUGAUUCACCUCUUGUACUCCUUUAUCAACGCUCACAUGGCAACUCUUGGCCCUUUCAUACGCAUGGGUAAUAUCACAAAACCCGGGCAUCUCAUGAGUGAUCGCCCACAACAAGCCGAGUCCAUCCCCGAGGAUAGAAUUCUCGUUUCGGUCAAGAAUGGUCUCUCCCGCUGGCGUGAUUACUGGUUCGCACUCCGCAACAGGGUAUCAAAUGACGAGUGGGCUUCGAUGGGCUUUUACAAAAAUAGCUAUAAUUUCUGGCUAGUGUCGCAACUCCUCAUCACCAAAAAGGAUGCCGUUGAUGUUGUCAUGCGAAUGGAAGUGCACUGUGAAGAUAAAUUGGAGAAGUUGAAGGUUUUGCUCGACGAUCAAAAGGACUUAUAA